AUGUCGAAAAUGAUCGAUGCGAGUGAAAUUCAGGAGAUGCGGAAUUUGUUAAACGAUGCAUUCGUUCGAAUCAGCGUUCUUCAGGAGAAUAUUCAAGAUCUACAAAAAGAAAAUCUUCUUCAUCAAAAUCGAAUUCAAAAUUUAGAAGAGAAAAUUUCUGACCUUCAAAGUCAAAAUUAUCGAGUGUCAAUGGAAACUAUGGAGUUUACUGAAUGGAUGGAAUCGAAUGAAGAGAAAUUUUCAUUAUGGAAUAAUGUUUCCUAUCGUAAUGCAUUACUUAAAUACAUGGGAAAACUGUAUGGAUUACGAAAUAGUACAGAACUUGCCUUGAAACUUUUAAAUCUUGGAUUGAACAAAAGCGAUGAACUUUAUCAACUCUAUCUGAUUAUUCAAGAAUUGGAACAACAACCUGGUGCAAAAGAAUCACUUCAAAAAUGGCAAAGUCAAACUCGAUCAAAAAAACGUUUAGCUGAAAUUCAAACAAUGUUCGAUCCCGAAAAUUUCCCGGUACGAGAUUUAAUUCUAAAAGAAGCGUUUCCUAUGGGUAGAGUCAUCGAUCGUAAAUCUAUUCGUGGUUAUUUCGAUUUUAUUUGUCGCGAUGGUUUCAUCACUGUCGAAAUUGGAGAAUAUCUUCAAUUACGUAAGAAUGAUAUUUUCGGUGGAAAUGAUUACGACAGUCACAAUAAUUAUCUUACACAUGUGAAUAUUGAUUUAACUCAAUCGAGAAUUCAUCUCGUCGACAAUUGUGUGGAUUUAAUAACUUGUUUCGUUGUUCUUCAUCGCGUUGCUGAUUUACGUUCGAUUUUAUUGGAAUUUGUUCGAAUUUUACGUUCAAAUGGAUAUCUUAUCCUUCGUGAACAUGAUUGUAAAACUGAACAUUCAAUUACAAAUAAAUAUUUGAAUUUUAUUCAGGCAUUUAUGAGAAUUGCAAAGAUUGGUGAAUUCGCUCAUUUAGAAAAUAAUUCGAAUGACAUCGCAUCGAAUUGGGAAAGACAGAAAGUAGAAAUUAUUAAAAGUACAAGUUCAAAUCAAUAUCGCACCAGACAAAAAUGGCAAGAAGAAUUGGAAAAUGUCGGUUUUCGUCGUCUAGCUGAAUGGGAUUAUCCUCGAAAUUCGAAUCUUCAGAAACUAUUUUAUACCGUUUAUCAAUUAAACAAGAAAUAA
This is a messenger RNA of Adineta ricciae, 1164 nucleotides long. Lineage: Eukaryota; Metazoa; Rotifera; Eurotatoria; Adinetida; Adinetidae. The record is from the annotation of a GenBank genome assembly.